Cyanistes caeruleus (blue tit) is the source of this 2757-nucleotide messenger RNA. Its product is annotated as retinoic acid-induced protein 3-like. Gene Ontology annotation, biological process: G protein-coupled receptor signaling pathway. Gene Ontology annotation, cellular component: plasma membrane; intracellular membrane-bounded organelle; signaling receptor complex. The record is from RefSeq and is a predicted model, not a curated record. NCBI's taxonomy places the organism in Eukaryota, Metazoa, Chordata, Aves, Passeriformes, Paridae. Gene Ontology annotation, molecular function: G protein-coupled receptor activity; protein kinase activator activity.
UGCGGCAGCGGAGGCGCCCGGCCCCUGGUGCGCUGGAAAAGUGCCUCUCCUAGACGGAGCCUCCCUGCCGCCUUCAGCAGGCGCCACCCAGAAAGCUUUGGAGAGGUUGUUCAAGAAGGCGAGAGGAUGACGACGUCACCUCCCCAAGGCUGCGGCAGCAUCGGUGCUGACUACCACCUGCUCUGUGACACAGAGAAGGCCUGGGGGAUUGUCCUGGAGUCGCUGGCUGCAGCAGGCAUCCUCAUCACCAUUUUCCUCAUCUGCUCGCUCUUCUUCCUCAUCUGCAAAGUCCAAGACAACAGCAAGCGGCACAUGAUCUCCGUCUAUUUUUUCUUUCUUUUAGGCACACUCGGCGUUUUUGGUCUCACUUUUGCCUUCAUCAUUAAACUCAAUGACAGGACUCGUCCCACUCGCUUCUUCCUAUUUGGAGUCAUCUUUGCCCUCUGCUUCUCGUGCCUCCUCACCCACGCCUGCAACCUCAACAAACUAGUGAGAGGAAGAAAGCCCUUCUCCUGGCGGGUGCUGCUGCUCUUCAUUGUUUCCUUUGCCCUGGUACAAGUUGUGAUCAACAUUGAGUACUUAGUCACCAUGUUAGUAAACCAGAGAGAGGAAUUCCUGAGUAUGGCUCGGGAGAGUACCAACAAGGACUUUGUCAUGCUUCUGAUCUACGUGCUCUUCCUGAUGGCUCUGACCUUCUUGGUUUCCAUGUUCACGUUCUGUGGGUCGUAUAAAAGCUGGAAGAGGCACGGGGCGCACAUCUUUGUCACUGUCCUGUUCUCCAUUGCCAUUUGGAUAGUGUGGAUCACUAUGCUCAUAAAAGGCAACACGGUUUUAGGCAAAGAAAUGUGGGAUGAUCCUGUUGUAGCCAUUGCUCUGGUGUCCAAUGGCUGGAUUUUCCUGAUAAUGUAUAUUGUCCCCGAAAUUUGUUUCCUCACUGCUCCUCUGAAGCUGGAGGACUACCCUCCAGAAAAUGACUUUUGCCAACCCAGGUUCAUAAAGCAGGCAACUGGAGUGGACAACCGUGCCUACACCCAGGAUGAAAUUGUGCAAGGAGACCUCAACUACUCCCCAUACGCUUCUCACUUUCAGAUGAAGGCCAUUGAACCCCAGAAUGAUUUCUCCAUCCCUCGCCCCAAGGCCCGGACAAGCCCUUACCAUGACUACACUGGUGGGAAAAGCCCCAUGUAGCAGCUCCACAGUGAGCAGAGACUAAGUGUCCCUCAGCAGAGGCAUGGGGCCACGUGGUGACAAGUGAGAUGAUCCUGCAGGAGAGUCAACCCACACCAGCAAAAAGGGAGAGAGAGAUCCUCUUUCCCCCACACAGGCACCUUUUUAGCUCCCUGUUAUUCUUCAAACAUAGCUUUCAGACACAGCCCUGGCCAUCCUAUCCCUGCUCACUCUGUCUCCAUGGAAUGAAGCUCCUCUCUUCUGACGGACGAGCAUCCUGGCCUGUUUUCAGCAGGAAUGCUGGAGAAGCAGGGGGAUCAUCAGCUGGGUCUGUGACUGGCUUGGCCCCAGACAGGACUUGCUUUAAUCAGCUCAUGGGGAUGCCUGCAUCCCCCAUGUGAUGGGAGAAGAGGAAGGACCAGGAGCAUCAGCCCUACACAUUCCUUCCUCCUGCCCACCCACAAAGACAUCUCAGGUACUACUGAGGACAUUUUAUCUAUCCACUGUUAUUUUGUGCUCACUCCCAGCCCUGCCUGGCUGUCCUCCAGAGACCAGUGGAGAAGAGAGAGAAAGAGCAUUCCUUUUUUCAUCUUCAUAUUUGCUUCCAGCACCUUCCUCAUCAUCUAGGGACCAUGCUGGAGAUGGGGAAGAAAACUUAAAGACAUAAAACCAUCUACACCAAUUUACCCUGACAAUCCAUGUUCUAACAUCUUCCUUUCCAGCUCUGGCUUCUACCCUUGUGCCCCAGCUGAGCUCCCCAAGAUGCCUGCCCCCCUGCAAACUCUGCUUCCAUACCCUGGCCACUCCAGGCUGGGAUCCCCAAAGACAAAGCCUCUUCCAUGUGGCUCCUUGCAACACCCUGGUGGGAUAUAAUCCUGUGAGCCCUGGGUUUCGGCCUCUUCCUGAGCGUGUCUGUGACAUUAGCACAAACAUUUCCCAAGCAGCCAGGUUACAGAGGGCAGACCCUCUUCCUCCCAGGCAUGAGUGAGCAAAAGUGUGUGUGUGUGUGUGUGGUGUGUGGACUGCACCCUGGUGAUGAGCAAUGAGUCUGCAGAGCUGAAUCAUUCUGUAACCUGCUUUGCAUUUGAUAAAUGGCUUUCCAUGGUAUUUCAUGUAUAACUACAGAGAGCUCUCCAAGUGGGUGUGUGUGGUACACUGGCGUCUGCCACAGCUGUAUAUUUAUUUAGUACUUUGUAUAUGGACUGUUUAAUUAAUAAAACCCCAAACUGCCUGACUAUGAGAAACUGGUGUUCUUCCUUGGGAAUGUGAUUCCUGUAAUGGCUGGUGGGGUGACAAUAGCUCUCCAUGGGUUGGAGUGGGCCACCUGGGAGGUUGCACUUGGGGAAGAAUGGCAGAGAGAUGCUUCUUUGAAGCUGUAAUUGUGGAGCUUUUCAGCUUGAGGGCGCAGAAGAAGUGUUAGUAGCUUCUUUUUUGAAUAAAGUUGAUUCAAUGUUAGGGGUGCUUAAGAAAUGAGGAAAUAUAAAUCCAAGCCACAACAAGCAAAUGCCAGAGGAAAGAUGUGGACUUUUCAUCACUGUACAUGCCUGUAUCUGCUGAGUCAAUACUCCUGUAUUUCUUCACUUGUCUCUU